Ylistrum balloti is the source of this 1773-nucleotide messenger RNA. RefSeq lists its product as uncharacterized. The transcript is spliced from 11 exons. NCBI's taxonomy places the organism in Eukaryota, Metazoa, Mollusca, Bivalvia, Pectinida, Pectinidae. The coding region runs from base 1 to 1773 and encodes 590 amino acids. Gene Ontology annotation, biological process: cellular response to oxidative stress; nucleotide-excision repair; interstrand cross-link repair. The record is from RefSeq and is a predicted model, not a curated record. Gene Ontology annotation, cellular component: Fanconi anaemia nuclear complex.
AUGGCGGGAGAACUCGUUGAUUUGCGAUUGGAAUUACAGUCACUGUUAUCAAAACUUCUACGAGACGAUAUUAGUGACAGUCAGCUAAGCAACCUGAUUGAUUUAUCUCGACAUGGAAUCAGCAAAGUGUUGGAAAGACUUUUGAAUUAUCUUGAGAAAGCUCAUGAUGUGGAGAAAUGUUUAACUGAGCUACCUGAUAUUGGACAGUUGUUAGGAAGAUUAUGUGGAAAUCAUGCUGUACGAGGAAAUAAGCUGUUGUACCAAUCUACAAUGAAGUGUGUCUUGUCAGUGUAUCGAAUAGAGCCGUCAUCACCCCUAGAACAGAAAGCGAAGGAUUGGGCACUGGCACAGUUACAAAGCACUUUGAAGAAAAAGCCAAAUCACACCUUUCCUAUCUGUAGUCUGGGAAUUUCCCAUACUAAAGUUACUGAACAUUACAUUGAAAAGUUGUCAACUAGAGUGUUACCAGCCCUGAAGGAACGCAUUGGUGAGGUUCGUGUGAAAUGUUUAGAAAAUGGCACUCAUAUACCGGGUGAGGUGUAUACAGAUGGGGCUGCUUUACAACAGAUUGUAGACCUACUGUUAUCAGUACCACAGUCAGAUGAGUAUCUGGACAUAUGGACAGAUGUUUUGUGGAUCCUGUCUGUCUUUGGACCUGAGGUACCAUGGGUGCAGGACAUUUAUCAGAAGAUCACAUCAAAUCUUCAUCACAGUAAUAUGAAUGAUGAAAAUGGCAAUAUUAAAUUAAGUAAGACCGGAUAUAGACUACUUUGGCAGAGUUACCUCCCUUCUUUGGAGUCCACAGUUCUUGACAUUCUUGAUCAGACCUGUAAAGUCAGACUGCCUUCUUCCGUAAAGCAUGUACUCAGAAAAAAAUUUCUUCUAGAGAUAUGCUCAGAAGAACCUCUGUUGUUGAAGAUUGUUUGUCAGAUGCUACAAGAACUGAUGAGGCAUGCAGGAGCUAACAGUGAGAUUGUGUGGGUUAUAGCAGUCUUUUAUCAACUUCUUCAAGAGCAAUGCUUUCUGGCUGGGAAUUAUAACUUUCCAAUGUUAGCUUUGUAUCCCAAACAUUUGAAUGUGAUUUCAGCAAUACUUUCUGGAUUUCAAACUGAUGAAGAUGUGGAUAUGUGUGCAGACACUGUGUGUAGAAUUGUUGCCUGUUUAGAAGACCAGCAACAGUUGUUAGGUGGACGAGUAACAUUACACAACGGCAUGUUAUAUCACCGACACUUGUAUCUGAUGACGAUCAGAAUCUGUCUGUGCUGCCAUAAAAAGUUUGUAGAGGGAUGUUCUUCAUUGCUGUCUUGGAUUUUGGAUCCAGUUCAAAGGGAAAUUCAAAGGGAGACAAAACUAAUAUUAAACCGCUGUAUUCAGGCUUUGCGGUCUCUGAUGACCAAAGUCAGUUUGGAGGAUACAGACCUACUGUAUGUGAUAGAGACAGAACAAAACACAUCUGAUGCAAUAAAGACAGUCAUUGGUCACCUAGUUAUGAUGUUUCUAUAUAAAGCCAGUGCUGGAAUGCAUGUCUUUAAGAAGGUUCUUUCAAAGGUAUCGCUGGCAGAAACUCCUUUAGAUAAACUGGUAUACAUGAUGAUAGCCCAAGAGGAACUGGAUGUUAGGCUUACAGACUGGUCACCAUGCCGACAGAAAAAAUACUGUAACAUAGUACAAGAGUAUUUACACCAGGCGUCUUGUGAUAAUUUAAACACUGUUUCUGGAGAAAUCUCUAUGGCAACAACAAAAUUUCUUCAAAAGUACUGCACAAAGUUAUAA